Messenger RNA from Gamsiella multidivaricata, 1199 nucleotides. RefSeq lists its product as uncharacterized. The record is from RefSeq and is a predicted model, not a curated record. The transcript is spliced from 6 exons. The coding region runs from base 62 to 1081 and encodes 339 amino acids. NCBI's taxonomy places the organism in Eukaryota, Fungi, Mortierellomycota, Mortierellomycetes, Mortierellales, Mortierellaceae.
ACAUCACAACACCUUCUCAUUGCAAUCAAGACAACUGGACGCGAUUGCUGCAUUAAUCAACAUGAAUCCAGAACACGAAGACUCUGUCAUUACUAAGGACCUUCGCAGGCAGUUUCAUCGCGAUGGAUUCCUCAUUGUCAGGAACGCAUUGGAUCAUGAAGAAGUCGAGGUCUUUCGUCGAGAGGUCGAUUGCCUCGUGAACUUUCUAAUCUCAGAAAACAUCGAUAUUAUGAAGGACUAUGGCGGAGUCAUUGAGCCGAUCUCAUGUGGAUACAUCGACCCUCCUGUCUCGCAAAUGUAUAUUCUGUCCAAACGGCCCUACUCGGCUCUCAGGAACUUGGUAACAGAAGACCCUGAUACCGUGGUGCCCGUUCUGUUUGGAAAGAUGCCAGCGCUUGCAAAGCACUUGUUACCAACGGAUACGUCAGAAAAUCCGCUGUGCUUGUUCAACGAACAAUACAUCGUAAAGACACCAAAAUCAGCAUCGAUAUCAUCCUUUGCAUGGCAUCAGGACUCGCAGUACAUGGACUCUACAGCUCAAACAGCGUACCCGAUCGUGUCUUGCUGGACAGCCUUGGAUGAUGUGAACAUUUCAAACGGAACACUGCUGAUUGAGCCGUUCCCUAUACCAAUUGACCCCACGACUGGGGAACGCCUUGACCUGCCUAACUCGCUGGACGAUCUUGAUACACACCUUCAGCUCCACAGGGGGCUUGCGUCCCUUUACCAAGGAGAGUUGGACCGCGACAAGGCUCUUGUACAGGCGCAAGAAAAGGAUCCUUUCUCCAUGUUGAAACACAAGGCUGGAAGACCAAUUAAUGUCUCGGAUCCCGAGCAAUGGAUGAAGCGAUGCGAGAGGCAACGCCCUGUACUGGUUGACAUUUCUGCGGGCUCGAUCGUGUUUCUAUCAGGGUUUGUGAGGCAUUGUAGUUUGGGCAAUACAUCUUCAAAGUUUCGAAGGGCUUACAUGCCCCAGUUCUCGGCGGGGAAGGUCGUGACAGACGAUGGUGGGAUCGUCUCGUUAGCCGUGCCUUGUACGGACCACUUGCAUGACAGAGAUCAGGAUAUGGACGCGGUCUGAUAGAUAAGAUGAAACACACACCUAUUAUGUUGGCGACAAAAUGUGUGGUCUUUGCUACUUAUUCCUCUACCGUCUGGUAAUCCGCUCAGGAUAUAUACUUAAAAUAAAAAAACGGUGC